CCAGGGCUGCAGCCUCCCCUCCAGGAAGGACUCAAGGAACUGAGAGACAGGAGGGAGCAGAAGCAGCUCCCGGUGCGGGCGGGGUGCAGAGGUGGAAGAGCAGCCCACUUGGGAACCCCAAACUUCCCAGGCUCAGCCCCUCCCCGCUGACAAAAUCCGAAGGCAGAGAAAUGAAACGAGUGGUGGGGAAGGAGGAACGGGAUUGAUUUCAGCGAGGCCGACAGCGGGAAGAUAACGGAGCAGCAUCUCAGAGACGUUUCCCAAGCGCCAACAAUACCUGCAGGAGGGUCUUCCUGGACCCGGGAGCGGACCCUGGUUGCAGUGAAGCCAGAUGGGGUGCAGCGGCGGCUCGUUGGGGAUGUGAUCCAGCGCUUCGAGAGGAGGGGCUUCAAGCUGGUGGGGAUGAAGAUGCUGCAGGCGCCAGAGAGAGUCCUUGCCGAGCACUACCAUGACCUGCAGAGGAAGCCUUUCUACCCAGCUCUCAUCAGCUACAUGACCUCCGGCCCCGUGGUAGCCAUGGUCUGGGAAGGCCCCAACGUGGUCUGUUCCUCGAGGGCCAUGAUAGGACACACCAACUCAGCUGAGGCCGCCCCCGGCACCAUCAGGGGGGACUUCAGCGUCCACAUCAGCAGGAACAUCGUCCACGCCAGCGACUCCGUGGAGGGGGCCCAGAGGGAGAUCCAGCUAUGGUUUCAGAGCAGUGAGCUGGUGGACUGGGCAGACGAAGGCCACCAGAGCAGCACCUACCCAGGCUGAGCACCCGGGCUGCCCUCAGCCACCCAGGAUCAACUACCUCUGUCGACAAGAACUUGAGCCCACACCCGUGGUCUGCCCUUCUGUCCCAGACCUACUCCCUGUCUACCUCCUGCCCCGCCCCAGUUCAGAGAGGCUGGACAGCUAACUUUAUGUGCCUUUUAAUAUCCUAAGCCAGUAACAACUCGGGCCAAGUCCUUUCUGUACCCAAGUGCCAGACAGCCUUUGGGGCAUCUCCCAAGAGUGUGUACUAUGACCUUCCCCCAAAACCGGGGUGGGAGGGGGCGACAUUAAAAUUCACUGUGUUGUGUA
Molecule: messenger RNA, 1065 nt
Organism: Hyaena hyaena (striped hyena)
Lineage: Eukaryota; Metazoa; Chordata; Mammalia; Carnivora; Hyaenidae
Gene: NME4
Product: NME/NM23 nucleoside diphosphate kinase 4
Exons: 5
Coding region: 403-756 (117 amino acids)
Biological process (GO): UTP biosynthetic process; CTP biosynthetic process; GTP biosynthetic process
Molecular function (GO): nucleoside diphosphate kinase activity
Source: RefSeq, a predicted model, not a curated record